This is a messenger RNA of Cryptosporidium ubiquitum, 1080 nucleotides long. Its product is annotated as IMP4-like U3 small nucleolar ribonucleoprotein. Lineage: Eukaryota; Apicomplexa; Conoidasida; Eucoccidiorida; Cryptosporidiidae. The coding region runs from base 1 to 1080 and encodes 359 amino acids. Gene Ontology annotation, molecular function: rRNA primary transcript binding. Gene Ontology annotation, cellular component: preribosome, large subunit precursor; nucleolus. The record is from RefSeq and is a predicted model, not a curated record. Gene Ontology annotation, biological process: maturation of LSU-rRNA; maturation of 5.8S rRNA. The transcript has a single exon.
AUGAGUAAAAAAGAAAAAAAACAAAUAUCCAAUAACAAUACCGGUAGUACAAAGGCUAAAAGUAAAUCAUCCAAAAAUGCAAAAGAUAAAGUGGAUAAAGAAACAGAAUUAGCUAAUAAGGAAAUCAAUUUGAAGAGUAUCAAAAAUAAAAUUAAGAGGGUAGAACUUGCAAAUCAACUUAAACGUGAGAAGAAACUAGAAAAAAGCAAACGAAGAAGAGAAAAUAGAGAAAAAGAACAAAGGGGAGAGGAGGUAGUUAAAGGUACGCCUAGAACAAUAGAAAAUACCCGGGAAAUUGAUGAGACUUUUGUUCAUGAUCCUUUAAACGACAGUGAAUUGCAUAAAGAAAUGGAAAAUGAUGAAUUUUCUGAUUAUUUCUCAAAAAAAAGAUCUCCUAAAUUGCUAAUCACUACUAAUAAUAGGGCCAGCAAACAUAUGUAUAACUUUCUUAAAGAAAUUGUUUCAAUAAUUCCUAAUUGUGAUUUCUACAAAAGAAAUGGAUUUAAUAUUAAGGAUAUUAUUAAAGAAGUGAAUGAAAAAGGCACCGAAGAUAACUAUACGGAUAUACUCAUAUUUACUGAACAUCCAAUAAAGAAAAUACCAUGGGGGUUAUAUAUAUGCCAUCUACCUAUUGGGCCUACAAGCUAUUUUAGAAUUAGAUCAGUUAAACUUGCUCAAGAUAUGAAAGGUUCAGCUUUUUCCACUACUCAUAACCCAGAAGUCAUUUUGAAUAAUUUUGAUACUAGAAUUGGUUAUAGAAUUGGAAGACAAUUAGCUUCUUUGUUCCCAUUUAAUCCUGAUUUUGCUGGUAGAAGAGUUAUUGCAUUUCAUAACCAAAGAGAUUUUAUUUUUUUUAGACACUAUAGAUAUAUUUUCCGCAAAAAAAGGACUCCAAACACCAAAAAUGCUGAGGAACAGCAAGAUCAAGCUAUUAAUAGUGCCGGAUUGCAGGAGAUUGGCCCGAGAUUUACAUUAAAAUUAAUGUGGAUACAGGAAGGUACAUUUAAUACUAAAAAGGGUAUUUACGAAUACUUAUGGAGACCUGAUUUACAGGUAAAUAGGAAGGUCUUCUUUUUAUAA